Acaulospora colombiana is the source of this 221-nucleotide messenger RNA. The record is from the annotation of a GenBank genome assembly. Lineage: Eukaryota; Fungi; Glomeromycota; Glomeromycetes; Diversisporales; Acaulosporaceae.
AUGGAUAUCACCAGCAAGAGUAGCAAAUCGGCAUUCAUGCAGCUGCCUCUCAGGAGAUUUCCACAGGUUCCACAAGUCCCACCCGGAAAUCUCCUGAGCGACGAAGGUUUCCUCUCUGGACAUGUUCUCGACACGCUGUCAAGGCCAGGGUUACCCACGCAGUACAUUCAGCCACUUACCUACGCAAACCUUAGUGCCAUUUCGGCAGUUUUCACUGUCGA